GACAUGUAGCUUUAAGCUGUUGCUACGGGGUCAUGGCUUGGUUAUCAAUCAAUCAAUGGAUCAAUCAAUCAAGCAUUCAUUUUGUUCUUCCUUCAGAUCCCUCCAUGCUGACAGACAUGCUGAAAGGAAACUUGACCAACAUCCUGCCCAUGAUCGUCAUAGGUGGAUGGAUCAACUGGACCUUCUCAGGAUUUGUAAUCACCAAGGUCCCCUUCCCGUUGACGUUACGCUUCAAGCCCAUGCUCCAGCGUGGCGUAGAGCUAGCCUCCCUGGAUGCCUCCUGGGUCAGCUCCGCCAGCUGGUACUUUCUGAAUGUCUUUGGUCUGCGGAGUGUCUACUCGUUGAUACUCGGGGAAAAUAACGCGGCUGACCAGGCUCGCUUGAUGCAGCAACAGAUGAGCAUGAGCCAGCCAAUGGGAGCCAACCCUGACCCCAUGAAGGCAUUCAAGGCGGAGUGGGAAGCCUUGGAAAUCUGUGGUCAUAAAUGGGCCCUGGAGAACGUCGAAGAUGAACUCAUCGAAAGAAGCCCCACUCCCAUCGUGCCCUACGGCCAACACAACUUCUUAACCAAGAUGAAAGUCAAAUGAACAAGCCCCCGUACCCCCAACAUCCCUCAAAAGAGAAUCUAUAAUCUACUUUAAUCGAGACCACAGGCACUUACCAAUUCACAUACAGUUUGUGGAGAGAGGAAGCUUUUCCUUUACUAAGAUCCCCAAAAGACGUAAUGUUUCACAGGAGUCGGAUUUGCUGCAACAUUUGGGUGUUUCUUGAACAAUUUGGCAGUCAGCCAGUUGAGAUUCAAACAGUUGUUAUUGAGAUCAUUCAAUAACAAAGCACCUGAAGUCCUCCCAACACCAGCUUGAAUAUGUUCAGUGUAUGCGAGUCUGCAUAAAGGCUGCUCUGAUAGGAUCGACAUCACAUGAACGUGUUGCUGUCCUUGAAUGACCUACAGUGUGCUUAAUUAUGUGCAUGCAGUGUUGGAAUACUCAACUGGCUCAGUGAGCAUGAUUCAAUAUGUACCUCUCUCUCUCCGGAAGAAUACUUAGGAAAAUAAGCUGUUGGAUGCCAAUUAUUAAAGAAAGGACCUCUCUGUGAUGUCCACCUGAUGCCUAAUUUACUUGGAUCACUGUACCCCCAAUCUUGACUUACCAUUGUAUAAGUGCCAACGCAAACCUGUCUGUCAGAUGAACAGUUGACUGUGACUUCAGAUGACGCUGCGGAAUUGUCACCCAUUUGGUUCAUCCCAAGUUAUUCCUAGGAGAAGCCACUGCAACUUGUGUUGUUACAGGGCUUAUUUAUUGGGGGGGUAUUAAAUGUAAUUUGAUUUGAGAAAAUCAAGAUCUGAGUUGCUUUGGGCUCUUCACAUAAGUUUGACCACAGUAUUUCUUUUUCACGUUGGUAGUUUUGAGUACUAAAGUCAUUUAAUGACGAAUAAUUUAAGAACAAAUCAGACUGCUAUUCUUCAUCACUACUGUGUUAAAUUAUGAACACCUGUAGAGAAAUAAAUCAGUUUCGUGGAAUUGGAAUUUUA
Messenger RNA from Acanthaster planci (crown-of-thorns starfish), 1531 nucleotides. It is a transcript of the gene emc3, whose product is annotated as ER membrane protein complex subunit 3. Gene Ontology annotation, biological process: protein folding in endoplasmic reticulum. Gene Ontology annotation, cellular component: membrane; EMC complex. The record is from RefSeq and is a predicted model, not a curated record. NCBI's taxonomy places the organism in Eukaryota, Metazoa, Echinodermata, Asteroidea, Valvatida, Acanthasteridae.